UUUUAGAGCAAAACCAUGUCAUCUACAGUAAAUACAGCACCAAAUCUAACAAUGUUCCGCCGGGCCCCACUUCCACCUGUAAGGAAUACGGACACAGAAGUGGACUGCACUCCGUACGCCCAUGUACAGUACCGCCCGUUUUGUCAAACAAUUCGGCUGGAAAAACGGCGAAAAGCGCUGCAACGGGAGCGGAGGAAGAAGCUGCCGACGAUUUUGGAGAAUUUAUGCAUGUUUGAGUGGUUGCACAGAGUUGAUGCACACAGGGACCUAUCACACGAGGAAUUGCUUUUUGUGCUCACAAACGGAUUAUUCCAUCAAAAUAAAGGAAACGUAGCAAUUGUAUUCAACAAGGACGAGAGUACGGGAAAAAGUGCGACGAGUCGGAUGAAUGCGACAUUUGGGAAAAGUUCGAGUAGGAAAGAAGCUGUUAAACAAUUCAUGAAAUCACAUAAAAGUCCGAAAGUUGAAUUCGCGAUACCUGAAAACCUGAAAAAGUAUGGAAUUGGCAAUUUGCCAAGAAAGGAGAAGCCGGAGGUCGUUGUGAAAAGUGUGGAAGUUGUUACUUUAGAUUAAAUUAUUAUUUUUUUAAUGUUCUCUGAUUGUCAUAUCUUUUUUUUAAUAUCAUAAAUUUAUUUUUGAUGAAAA
Messenger RNA from Caenorhabditis elegans, 645 nucleotides. It is a transcript of the gene W04A4.6, whose product is annotated as NFACT-R_1 domain-containing protein. Lineage: Eukaryota; Metazoa; Nematoda; Chromadorea; Rhabditida; Rhabditidae. The transcript has 2 exons. Bases 16 to 573 code for a protein of 185 amino acids. The record is from RefSeq and is marked reviewed.